GCGAAGCGAUCUAACUACAAAACCCUAGGGUUAAAGCCUCACCCUCUUUCAAAGGUGAAGCGCCUCGUGAGCAGAAAGACACCACCGAGCUCCAAAGACCAGCGGCGUCAGGCGGCGGGACACAGCGUGAAUCUGCUCAAUCAACACCGAAAUGGCGGACAAGGCAGUAACUAUCAGAACAAGGAAGUUUAUGACAAAUCGUCUCCUCUCCCGGAAACAAUUUGUCAUUGAUGUCUUGCAUCCAGGAAGGCCUAAUGUUUCUAAGGCCGAGUUGAAGGAGAAAUUGGCAAGGAUGUAUGAGGUUAAAGAUCCGAAUGCCAUCUUUGUGUUCAAGUUCAGGACCCACUUUGGUGGAGGCAAAUCUACCGGAUUUGGCUUGAUCUACGACUCCGUUGAAAAUGCUAAAAAAUACGAGCCUAAAUACAGGCUCAUCAGGAAUGGUCUUGAUACCAAGGUAGAGAAGUCAAGGAAGCAGAUGAAGGAAAGAAAGAACAGAGCAAAGAAAAUCCGUGGUGUCAAGAAGACAAAGGCUGCUGAUGCUGCCAAGGCUGGCAAGAAGAAAUGAGUCACUCAGGAUUUGUGCUUUUUUGUUUUUGAAUAUGCGAAAAAUCUCAAUCGACUGUUAUUUUUGUUUUACCCUUAGGUUAAAUUAAGAUCCUUAAUUCAAAGUGGCAGAAUUUUGUUGAUGUUGAGGCUUGAAUCCUUAUUUUGAUUACAUUUUGUCGACAGCUUGAUUUUGGGAUAGUUUUCUUCUUCCUUUAUUA
Molecule: messenger RNA, 764 nt
Organism: Sesamum indicum (sesame)
Lineage: Eukaryota; Viridiplantae; Streptophyta; Magnoliopsida; Lamiales; Pedaliaceae
Product: small ribosomal subunit protein eS24z
Biological process (GO): translation
Cellular component (GO): ribosome
Molecular function (GO): structural constituent of ribosome
Source: RefSeq, a predicted model, not a curated record